UCGCCCUCUUCGUAACCUCUGCAAAACUCAAAAUUCUUGCAGGUUUGUACAAUCUGUUCUGAAGCAUUGAACAUCGGAGGUCUUCCGUCGCUCGAUAUGGCACCAGAUGCUUUGAAAAAAUCAGAGCCUGCAACUAAAGAUGGUUCUUUUAUCCCCAAGAAAUCCCUCUUUGACGACUCCUCUUCUGGCAGCGAAGACGACCAAGAAGAGGGUGGUGUAACACUUGGCCCCUCACAGCUUAAGAUUAACGAGGAGUAUGCCCGGAGAUUCGAGCACAACAAAAAGCGCGAGGAACUCCAUCGGUUGCAAGAAAAGUACAAGUCGGCAGAUGGAGGGGAUCUAGAGUCCGAGUCUUCAUCGGAGGAUGAAUCAGAGGACGACGAGGCCGUUCUGGUCACUGAGGACCUCGACGCCGAGAUUUCAGCCACCCUGCAGGCCAUCAAGACCAAAGAUCCCAGGAUAUACGACAAGAAUGCCGUUUUCUACAAGCCUUUCGACCCCAAUGCCGAGCCGCCCAAGAAAAAGGAGGAAAAGCCUCUCUUCUUGCGCGACUACCACCGUGAGCGGUACUUGAGCGGCGAUGUGGGCGCUGAAGAGGAGAGUACUGUCGCUGCCGACGCCCCAAGGACAUUCGUGCAGGAGCAGGCCGAUCUCAAAAAGUCCAUUCUCUCCGAAAUUAACGCCGCUGCCGCCGCCGCUGCUGACGGGGAAGAAGAAUGGAGCGACGACGAUGCCUUCAUCAAACCGGUCAAGAAGGAGGAUCACGUGGCGGAGAAUGGUGUGCACCCUUCACGGGCAGCCACUGUGCAGCUUUCAGAGCUCGAUGUCGCGAAUGCCGACAAGAACCCCGAGGAGUUCCUGUCCAAAUUCAUGGCUUCUAAGGCUUGGGCUGCCGGGGAGGAUUCUAAGUGGCAAGCAUUUGAAUCCGACGACGGCGAAGACGACGUCGAUAUUGCUGAUGAGUUUGAGCAUGCCUACAACAUGCGUUUUGAAGACCCCGCCAAGAGCAACGAGUUCUUGAAGACCUACUCGAGAAACAUGGCCGCGGCCCGCUCAGCUAGGAAAGAAGAGCUGACUGGAAGGAAGAAGCAAAGAGCCCUCGAGAAGGAGAGGAAAGAGGCUGAAAAGAAAGAGCGCGAAGCUGAGCGAGCACGUCUGCGGCGCCUGAAGAUUGAGGAAGCCUCUGAAAAACUGGCCAAAAUCAGAAAGGCUGCGGGCUUGAGGGGCAAGACACUCAAGGAUGAGGAGUGGAUGAAGUUCUUAGAAGACGCAUGGGAUGACGACAAAUGGGAGGAGGAAAUGAAGAAGCGGUUUGGCGAGGAAUACUAUGCCGAACCUGACGACAUGUCCCUCGACGAGAGCGGAGAUGACGACGAAGAGGGCGGGGACCACAAGGCGAAGAAGAAGAAGAAGCCCAAGAAGCCGAAAUGGGAUGACGACAUCGAUAUCAAGGACAUAGUUCCCGACUUUGACGAUGAAUCCAGGCCCAAUAUCACCCUUAGCGACGAAGAUGCCCAGGAACCCCUGGCGGAGGAAGAGGACGCGGAACAAGACUCAGACGCCGACAGGCCCACCAAGAAGCGAAAAACAUUAAAGGACAUCAAAAAGGAACGUAUAGAAGCCAAACGCCAAGCUCGUGCCGAUCUCGCCAAGAUUGAGGCACUCGUCGAUACCAAGAUGGAGCUCGAGAACCCGCGUGCCCUCGCCGGGUCUAGCUCCCGGAAGAACGGCGGGACUCCGGCGUUCCGCUACCGCGAGACGUCACCCAACUCGUUUGGCCUCACGGCUCGCGACAUUCUCCUGGCGCCUUCAGACGCGGCACUCAAUGAGUUUGCCGGCCUCAAGAAACUCGCCACGUUCCGCGAUGCCGAGAAGAAGCGCAAGGACAAAAAGCGUCUCGGCAAGAAAGCACGGUUGCGGCAGUGGCGUCGCGAGACGUUUGGCAAGGAGUAUGAGCGUACCGGCCCGACAUUCGGCUUCGAGGCCCUUGUCGCCGACGGCGCCGGGACUGGGGCUGGAGCUGUUGCGAGCGGCGCCAACAGUGUCAAGCCUGGUCUCACGGCAAAGCCUGAGAGUGGUAACGCCGGCGCGAGCAAUAUUAUUGAGGGCGAGAGGAAAAAGAAGCGCAAGCGGUCAAGGAAACAAAAGCCAACCGCAGUGGAGGCGUAAGAACAGUGGCCAUCGGUGCUUUGGUGAUUAGGCGAUGUGGUGGGCUAUGCGAGAAUUAUACAUAUUUCAAUGUGAUUAUCUCUGUGUUUACCUUCGUACAGCCAAUCCAUAGCCGCUGUUGCUGCAAAGACUGUCAUAUCUGGAGUUUCAGCUUUGGUGUUUGUUGGGUUACUACCAUUUGGUUCUCGAAUAGACCUGUACUGGUAUGUUUACCUAUCCGUAUACUUCCGGCACACCGUACAGCGUAAACA
Messenger RNA from Canariomyces notabilis, 2420 nucleotides. RefSeq lists its product as uncharacterized. The transcript has a single exon. The record is from RefSeq and is a predicted model, not a curated record. Gene Ontology annotation, cellular component: 90S preribosome; nucleolus. Bases 97 to 2169 code for a protein of 690 amino acids. Gene Ontology annotation, biological process: endonucleolytic cleavage in ITS1 to separate SSU-rRNA from 5.8S rRNA and LSU-rRNA from tricistronic rRNA transcript (SSU-rRNA, 5.8S rRNA, LSU-rRNA). NCBI's taxonomy places the organism in Eukaryota, Fungi, Ascomycota, Sordariomycetes, Sordariales, Chaetomiaceae.